Molecule: messenger RNA, 2653 nt
Organism: Rubroshorea leprosula
Lineage: Eukaryota; Viridiplantae; Streptophyta; Magnoliopsida; Malvales; Dipterocarpaceae
Source: the annotation of a GenBank genome assembly
CAGUUGGGAAUGGAUCAUUCUCCGAAAAUCCAACCAAAAUUUUGCUUUGUUUUGACAAUAGUAAUUAAUUGGCUGCUGUCCAAAAGCAUUCAUCGUUGUUUGCAUCGUCACUUGGCAAUCUCGCCCAUCCAACAAGUCGCGACCUGUAGAACAGGCCUAGUACUCCACACAUGUCAACAUGCAUCCUGACGCCGGUCAUUACCAUUUAUACUACAUAUAAGGGCAAGGAGUUGAGGUAAUUCAGUGCACCAAUUUCUCAAGUUUCUCUAGCAAAGAUGGAGAACAAAAAUUCAAUGCCCCUGCAAAUGAUGGUCAUUAUCUUCUUUGUUAGUCUCAUUCUUAUCUUUAAUUUCGGUUCAGCAGUUGCGCAAGAAGUCCAGAGUUCAGCAACAGCCUUGGAAACUUUCAUUGUCCAUGUCAAGAAACCAGAAGAUGGAAGCUUGUUAGACAAUUGGCAUAAUUCAUUCAUACCGGCCAACCGUGUGGUUUAUUCUUAUCGACAUGUAAUCUCUGGAUUUGCUGCAAAGCUCACAGCAGAGGAAGUAGAGGCCAUGAAACAAAAGGAAGGAUUCAUAUCUGCCCGUCCUCAGAGGAGAUAUUCUCUACACACCACUCACAGUCCAAGCUUCUUGGGGUUGCACCAGAAUUUUGGCAUGUGGAAGCAAUCGAAGUAUGGUGAGAGAGUAAUAAUUGGAGUCUUCGAUACCGGAGUAACAACUGGUCACCCAUCAUUCAGCGAUGAAGGAAUGCCUCCGCCACCGACUAAAUGGAAAGGGAAAUGUGAGUUUCCUACGGGAUGCAAUAACAAGCUGAUUGGCGCAAGAAAUUUUGUUAGUGAUUCCGCAGGUCAGCCACCAGUGGAUGACGAUGGUCACGGGACCCACACGUCGAGCACAGCUACAGGAAACUUUGUGCAGGAUGCCAAUGUGUUUGGUAAUGCUAAUGGUACGGCUGUGGGGAUGGCGCCUUUGGCUCACUUGGCAAUGUACAAGGUUUGCGGAGUUACUUGUUUGGAUACUGACAUAUUGGCCGCCAUGGAUGCUGCCAUUGAUGAUGGAGUUGACGUUCUCUCGCUCUCUCUUGGUGGUGCUUCCGUUCCUUUCUAUGCAGAUUCAGUUGCUCUGGGUGCAUUUGCUGCUAUUCAGAAGGGAAUUUUUGUGAGUUGUUCAGCCGCAAAUGGUGGUCCUGGAAAUUUCACUUUAUCAAAUGAGGCCCCUUGGAUUCUAACAGUAGGAGCAAGCACAAUUGAUAGGACCAUUCUAGCAACAGCAAAGCUUGGAAAUGGACAUACAUUUGAUGGCGAAUCUCUUUUCCAGCCUAAUUUUACUGCGAUGCCUCCCCUUGUUUAUGCAGGUGCAUAUGGUGAUGCGUCAUCCUCUGCAUUCUGUGCCUCAGGAUCAUUGAAAAAUGCAAGCAUUCAAGGCAAGGUUGUGUUGUGUGAGAGAGGAGGUGGGGUGGCACGAAUUGCAAAAGGCCAGGAAGUGAAGGACAAUGGUGGUGCUGCGAUGAUUCUCAUGAAUCAAGAGCCUGAUGGCUAUAGUACAUUAGCCGAUGCUCAUGUACUUCCAGCAACACAUGUGAGUUAUGCAGCAGGGGUGAGCAUCAAAGCCUACAUAAAGUCUUCUUCAAGUCCAACAGCUACAAUCCUUUUUGAGGGUACUCAGAUUGGGAAGACAUCUGCUCCUGAGGUUUCUUCUUUCUCCUCUAGAGGUCCUAAUUUGCAGAGUCCCGGGAUCCUGAAACCGGAUAUCAUUGGCCCUGGUGUGAGCAUCCUGGCUGCCUGGCCGGUUUCUGUUGAAAAUGAAACAGACGCAAAAUCAACAUUCAACAUGAUUUCAGGCACCUCAAUGUCAUGCCCUCACCUCAGUGGCAUUGCUGCUGUGCUGAAGAGCUCCCAUCCGGACUGGUCUCCGGCUGCUAUUAAAUCUGCAAUCAUGACUACAGCUGAUCUAGUAAACCUUGAAGGCAGCCCAAUCGUUGAUCAGACUAAUCUCCCAGCUGAUAUUUUUGCAACCGGUGCAGGCCAUGUUAACCCUUCAAGAGCAAACGAUCCAGGGCUUAUCUAUGAUAUCCAACCUGAUGACUACAUUCCUUACUUGUGCGGUUUGAAUUACACCGACAAAGAGGUAGAAUCCAUAGUCUCCCGGCCCGUGACAUGCGCCAACAUAUCAGCAAUACCUGACGCAGAACUAAACUACCCUUCAUUUUCUAUAUUAUUGGGGGAGUCUAGUAUCCAGGAAUACACAAGAACAGUGACAAACGUUGGCCUGGCCUACUCAUCCUACACUGCUGAGCUUGUUACGCCAGAGGGAGUGUCUGUUGCUUUAUCCUCGAAUCAUAUUACCUUCUCGGAGGUGAACCAGAAGGUAACUUACAGUGUGCAAUUCAGAAGAAAACCGAACAUUAACUUGACAUUUUCCCAGGGACAUCUCAAAUGGGUUUCUCCUCAGUAUAACGUUACGAGUCCGAUUGUUAUCAUCUUUGAAUGAGGAAUACUUGGGGCAGCAGAAGCUUGGACUAGUAUUUUUCCGUUCAGGAGUUUAAAAGUCAUUUCUGGAAAAGUUAAGAGUGCUUAAUCAACAAUUUAGCCGGAAUAAGCCACUGAAACAUACAGCGCUUGAUAUCUUAUUAUCAAUAAAGGUUGUCUAAUGAA